GCGGAAGAGCAGUCAGUCAGGCCGUGGCUUCAACGGAUGACAUUUCUGUGGACGUUUUAGGCUUGUUUUGUUUUGUUUUUAAAAACUACAUUCAUCGAGCCGACUUUAAAUAAAGCCAGUUUAACGCUAGAGUGCUUCCUAAAUGGUUUGGGUAGAAGCUGUGCUGUAAUUGGUUUGUAAGGAGUUUCUAACCACCAUCAUGAGUAAUUUUGGGGACGAUAGUGAUUCUGAAGUGGAUCGGAUCAUGAUGGACCGGCCGCCCAGCAGUUAUGGCUCCAUGCAUAGUGAUGAUCAUGAAGGUGAAGAGGAUGAUGAAUUUGAAGAACAUCCGCUCAAACUACCAGCAACAAGGGUCAGGCUUCACCGCUCCGAUUCGCCAGAGACUGCGAUUACUGAACGUACGAACACAAACCAGUCCAGUGUAUACAACGAUGGACUGGUCCUGAAACCACAGCACUUCAUGCACAUUGCAGAAUCUCAUGCCCGACACGGCAUUAACAGAGAGCCGUCGAUCGUGGAGCCAUCUGAGCUUCAGAGUGACAUCAGGACAGAAGCAGCGAUGGAUGAAGAGCCGAACGACAGAGACACGGAGAUGAAUGAGAGAGACACGCAGGAGCAGCAGAAUGAAAGCGCUGCGAUGGAGCAGGCAGAGACGACGAAAGAGGAGGAUGAUUUUGAUGAAAUUGUUGUAGGUUUCGAAGAACCGAAAGAUCCUCCUCCUCCUCCUCCUCCUCCGGAAGGCGUCGGCCUACAGUUUCAACACAUGCACAGCUCCCUCACCCUGCGCCAUGUGCUAAGGCAAAUGGUGGGGUGUCUUUCCCAGCUCCAUCCGGAAGAGAUCGCCUAUUUUAAGCGCUCUCUGAGUACUCACUGCAGAUUCAGGAAGAACUACUCAAGGAUUGCGGAUCUUAAUGACCCGCUGGAUCUAGCUGAUAAAAUGAUCGAGGUCUGCGGGCUGGGAGAAGCUCUGCAUCUGACCAUACGAGCCAUCCAAAAUGUCGGAAAGGACAAUCUGGCCGAACACCUAAGGAAGACCUGUAGAAGAGCCGUGUUACAGCAUGACCUGAACAUAGCCCACGACCGAUGCUAUUACUCUCUCUAUGAAGGCCGAUGUCGUCCAGGUCAGCAGCGCUACAUCAGCGACAUCUACGUCGAGCCUGUAACCGUCAUCAGAGGCAGCAGGGAGCCCAUCAACCUCGAGAAUGAGGUCUACCGGAUACCAUAUACGAUCCAGGAGACCCAAAUCAGGGCCGCCGACAUCUUUCGGCCCCUUCCUCACAAACAGAAACCCAUCCGUACGGUCAUGAUGACGGGAAUUCCCGCCUGCGGUCUAACGGUGGCCGUGAAUAAGUUCAUCAUUGAUUGGAUGGAGAGAAAAACCAAUCAGGAUUUUCAAUUCAUCUUUCCUUUGCCAGCAAAAGAACUGCACCUUGGGAAAGAUGGAAAUCAGAGCUUCCUAGAGAUGCUCGAUAGCUUUUUCGCAGAAGCCGAUGACAUUAAAUUCAUCGAGAAGCCCGAUUGCUUGAGUCUCUUCAUCAUUGAUGCUCUAGAACUUUGCAAACACAACCUAGACUUUAAAAACAAUGAAGUUAUCUCAAGCGCCAGGGUGAAAGCACCAUUAGACGCCCUUCUCACCAGCUUAAUAAAAGGCACAUUGCUUCCUAACGCUCGAGUUUGGAUCACCAGCCAUGUCACUGCCGCCCACCGAAUUCCUCCGCAGCUAAUCGACAGGUAUGUAGAGUUAAGAGGAUUCACAGAUGAAAAGAAGGAAGAAUAUUUUACCAAGAGGACGACCGAUCCUGAGCUCAGUAGGAAGGUUUAUAACCACAUGAAACGCUCCAAAGCCCUUGAGAUCAUCUGCCACCUUCCUCUCUUCAGCUGGAUGGUGGCGUUCAUCUUCGAACGAGGCUUUCGAGAUCCCGAGUACGGCAAACACCCACCUGGCAUCACGGCGUUUUAUUCACAGUUGAUCAUCGUGCAGAUGAACCGCUCGUUCGAGAAGUACCGCGGCUGCAACGUUGAGGAACAAAAGUGGAGGGAUGAAGAUAAGAUGUUUAUUGACAUGAUGGGGAAAAUGUCAUAUAGGAUGAUACAAGAAGGUCGAGACUGGUUUACGGUGGAAGAUUUGACCUCCGUCAACCUGACCUACGAAGAUUUGCGCAGUCGCGAUGAAUUAACCACUGAGGUCAAACGAAGGAACGAAGACAUUCAUACUUGGGUCUUUAAGUUUGUUCACAUUACCGUUCAAGAGUACAUGGCCGCCAUGUAUGCCUAUGUGGUGUUUCGGAAACAUGGUAAAAAUGUGAUCGAACCAAGCAAAAUGUCUUGGUUUCAGGGUCCAAAUAAGGAUCGGCCUGUGAUUGAACUGUACCGUCCUGCCAUCGACCGCGCGCUGGCGUCUCCGAAUGGUCAUCUGGACAUGUUCCUGCGUUUCCUGGUCGGAUUGGUGACUCCAGGAACUGAGGAUAACCUGCGCGGAUACCUGCUCGGUCACUAUCACCCCAAAGCCAAAGGCACAGAGGAAGUGGUCAAAUACAUCAACAAAAAAAUGAGAGAUAACAUCCAUCCUGACAGGAGAAGAAAUCUGGAGUUGUGUCUGGUGGAGCUGGAGGAAGGAAAAGAGUCAAGAUGAGAAGAAACCAAGCAGGACCGUGUUCAAUCUGUUAAGCGAGACUGUGAAACACUAAACUAAACGCAGUGUCUCACAGGAACGACUCGGUUAAAGGGAUGGUUCACCCUCUCAUUAUUUACAA
Molecule: messenger RNA, 2753 nt
Organism: Sinocyclocheilus anshuiensis
Lineage: Eukaryota; Metazoa; Chordata; Actinopteri; Cypriniformes; Cyprinidae
Product: protein NLRC3-like
Exons: 7
Coding region: 200-2632 (810 amino acids)
Source: RefSeq, a predicted model, not a curated record